AUGAGCUCAUCGGCCGAAUUACGUGAAUUGCGAAACGCGUUCGACAGUUUUUCAGUAUGGAUUCUUGCCCAUCAAGUGACCAAUCCAAAUACUAGCAUCAGUUUUGUGCACGGUAAAAACAUUCAUCGCAAUUUGCGCAACUACAUGCUGGCGCUAAUAUCCGAUAAGAAGAAUGAUGUGAUGAAACUUGCACUCCUAGAAUUCCAUUUAACUAAAGCUCAGUUCGAAUUAGUGUCGAAAGACACACGAGAGCAAGACAUCGCACUAGUGCUACGUUACUGGAACGUGGCAUCUGCAUAUUCGAUCCAGCAUUACUUGUACAUCGCAAACGAAUGGCCAGCUUUGGAACAUGCUGAUGGUAUUAGCAUAUUGAACGAUAAUGAUUUUCAUUUGUUCGAUUUAUUGUCCUUGUCAACCAACGCCCUUUGUAUGAUAAGUGCCGCCCGUGAACAGUGCGAUGCGAGAAACAAAGAUGUAUACGAAAUUACUAUGGGUAAUGGACAAACAAUACGUGAAACGAUCACAUUAUUGCCCAAAUCGGUUAUGAACAAGCCUCCAGUAGCAUGUUUGUCAAGAAAAGAAUAUUAUCCUAUCGAUGCAAAGCCAGUAAAUGGUAUCAACCUACAUGAUCUAUGCGGUCUACUGAAAGCGUGCGAAGGGGGAUCACCUUUGGGUCUCCUAGUGGUUAGACAAGCAAUGUUGAAAAAUAUCCUACUGUACGUCAAAAAGUGUUGCGUUGAUCGGUUGGAAAAUGUCACCCAAGAUACCUGGUUCCUGGUGAGUGAAGAUAUUCCAUUCGAGACUAAGUUCCCGGAUCACGAAACCAUUCACGAGCUAGCUUUCGUGAAGGAUUACGGGAUGGUGUUUUGGUUACGCAGCAGAGGACCCCCAACGCCGAUCAGCAAAUACUUUACCAUCAGUUGCUGGAAUGAGUACGAUUCGGUUCCGCCAGCCCCAUGCUGGUUGAACGUGCUGGUGUCCAAUGUAUCCGAUGGGAGUAGUACCUAUUUGCAACGUCUUGCUGCCACAGUUAGGCGUGCUGAUCCUUGUCACUUGAUCGUGCAAGUGCAAGCAGUGGAUGUAGUAAAAGUUUUACAACAACCUGAUACAACCGUGCUCGAUAAACUGAAUGCCAUUUUUGGUGUUCGAAACGAAGCAGAACGGAACAUGUUAGCUACCGUUCAACUGGUACUACUUAUCGAUCACGCCAUUGCGGACAAUGGUUCGGAUGGAAUAGCGCAAACGUUGGUACAGUUUUUAAACGUAAUAGAUGAUAGCAUUCGUCAGCAUAUGACAGUGUGGAUCGUAGGUGAUGAUCUGUUGUGGACACGGGUUGCAACCAACUGCAAGCAUUUAGCCAUGAAGCACUCUAUGCCAAAAUUAGAGGAAGAUCAGUGGAAAGAUUGUUUAUCCCGGAUGGUAAAAAAAAGCAACGUUAAUAUGGGGCAACUCGCGGAAUCCAUCACAGCCGGUAACAGCCGAAAUAUGGGGCAAGAUCUAUUUGGCAACCUGUUUAUACUCACCGUCUUGGCGGAAGCUGUUAAUGGUCACAUUGAUAGUGAAGAGAACGGUAAACCAUCAUACUGGUGGAUCGAUGCACUGGAAAAAUACAUUUGGAAAAAUAUCGCACUACCAGAGAGCAAGGAAUUGGAGGAGCUUGAGCAGUAUUGCUAUGAGCGUGUGUGUAUGGACUACUCCGAUCAUACGAAACAUUUUUCAAUGCGUAGUCGUAUAAAACAUCGGACACUUCAAAUGCUGCUGGCAGCAAAAUACCUCGCAAAACAUUCGCAUUUGAUCGAUACCGCAAACUACCACCGUAUCGGGUAUGGUUUACUAGAUCUUAUGCUGUUUCGGCACAGCUCGGUAGCGAUUGCAGUGCUUCACCAUGAUGUGGAUACAGUACGUCAAAGUACUCCGGAGGAAUUGCAAUCGAUACGCGAUUGUCUGCAGCGUAACCUACUGCAUGUUGUGUACAAUUCAACAGAAAUUGCAGAUAUUUUACUAUCUGCAGGAAUUCCCUUCGACCAGCAAUGCGCUCGCCAGCUGAACAAUUGGACACCGCUACAAGUAGCCAUAAAUCGAAAUGAUUGGUCGCUUGUAGAUCGUCUGUUAGCCAAAGAUGCCAAGCUUUCGAGCCAAGAGACAAAACUGCACGGCAUGCCGGUAUCCGAAUUAGCCGAAGUAUUUAACGAUUGCAUCUCCGAUAACUGCACCACUCUCAUUGAGUGGAUUUUGAACAAUCGAUCCGAUUACCAGAUUAACCAACAAAAUAUCUUCUGUCUAUCAGCGUACGAGGAGUUUGAUACCGCUCUGCUCUUUCGGCUGCUGACAAUUGCUCAGGAGCAAGGUUUGGCUACAAGGGAACCGCCAUAUCGGUACAUUUUUGAUAACAGUGCGCUGGAUAAUGCCGUUGAGGACGAUCGUAUUGAGCUAGCCACUUUUCUUGUUGAGCGACUUCGCUUUGAACCGACCGAUGAAUUUCUCGAACUACGAGCUCGGUAUCAGCAAAAUGCGCAGCUAAAGCAAUACAAAAAAAUGUUCGAACUUUGUAAAGCCGGUGAGUUAACUGCAGUACGUCAGAUGAUUGACGAAGUAGGGCUGGACCCACAUUACGAGUACGACGAUACAAACUUAUUCAUUCAGGCUGCCUCGAGCGGAAAUGUUGAGCUGGUUCGGUAUCUCUUUGAGGCGCAUGGUUUCGAUGAACGACUGGACGAUUGCGAUGAGCAUGGAUGCUCCGCAAUAUCGCAAGCGUUGGUUAAUGGUCAUCAACCGAUCGUACAGUUCUUACUAAACCAUAAAGCAAGCGUUAAACCUUCCUGGAUCAAAAAUUGCCCAGGCCAGCUGCCAGACGAUAGCGUCGAAGCUGACACAGAGGAUUUCCUAUCGCUUAUCGAUUGUCGCCGGGAAAAACUGGAACGAUUAACCAUCGAUUAUGGUCGCUACGAAGCUGGAGAACUGUUGCUGCAUUGCUAUAUCAGAUAUGUGGACGAACCGGAUGAAGAUACGUUCCGAUUUUUACUGUCUCGAUACGGCAAUGUAGAUGUGCGCACAGAUGUGACCUCUGAGUUGCGAUUGGGAGAAACGCCUUUACAUAUCGCUUUGCAAAAUGGUAACAAACGAUGCAGAGAAUUAUUGAUAGAGGCGGGCGCUGAUAUCCAUGCGAAAUCGCUUCAGCAUGAACUGACGUCGUUACACUAUGCCAUCAUGGGUGGUGCGGAUAAAUCAUUCGUACAACGACUGAUCGAGGUGUAUGGUUUCGAUGUCAAUACACGCGAUGGACGGGGCCGUACGAUUAGUUUCUACAUGCCUUUAAACACGGAAUUCUACUGUUGGUUAAUUGAUCAGUACCAGUUCGAUCCUUGUGCGAGUGAUAACAAUGGCCAAACCGUCCUGCAUCAUAGAGUGAUACGAAAUAGCUUCUUUGCACGUGCUGAAAUCGAAUAUCUGCUAAAGAUGUCUCAAUUCUCUCAAUCGAAAACCGAUAAACGUGGACGGUUUCCUUUACAUUAUGCAGUGGAGGCAAACAAUCUUGCUAUUGUACAACUGCUAGUCAAAUACCGGUCAGAUCUUCAUAAUAUUCCAGAUAGUGAUGGUGUCACUGCGUUAAAAAUCGCUCACAACUUAAACCAUUCAACAAUCUGUGAUUUUUUUGCAAAGCUUGGCGAAUAA
Messenger RNA from Anopheles marshallii, 3672 nucleotides. RefSeq lists its product as uncharacterized. The coding region runs from base 1 to 3672 and encodes 1223 amino acids. Gene Ontology annotation, molecular function: protein binding. The transcript is spliced from 2 exons. The record is from RefSeq and is a predicted model, not a curated record. Lineage: Eukaryota; Metazoa; Arthropoda; Insecta; Diptera; Culicidae.